Messenger RNA from Parathielavia appendiculata, 690 nucleotides. RefSeq lists its product as uncharacterized. Lineage: Eukaryota; Fungi; Ascomycota; Sordariomycetes; Sordariales; Chaetomiaceae. The record is from RefSeq and is a predicted model, not a curated record. The transcript is spliced from 2 exons. The coding region runs from base 160 to 609 and encodes 149 amino acids.
UCAGGCGUCUGAUGGUGCACGGAUUGACAGAACCGUUUGAUUCUCAAAAGACCCGACCGUACCAAGAGUUGGGUGGCACCCAUCUUCAAAGCUCCUUAUAAUUCAAAUCAAUCAAUACGUUAAUACGUAUCGGCCGAGCGGCUGACCGACGACGAAAUAAUGCAGCGAGCCGCCUGGCUGCGUAACGCAUGGCAGACCGAAGACGAGUUCAAAGCUCUGGAUCCUGUGGUCCCACUCGGAGCGGCGCCCUGGUCGAGAUCGUGGGAGUCAAGGAGGAACCCCAUUGGAGGCACGCGGCACGCCAGCAUCCGUAAGACAUGGUAUGGGGCCUUCUUCCGGCGGCUAUGGUUCAGCUUCAUCGGUGGAGUGUUUCUGCUUGCGCCCAUGUGGAUAAUGGUGCUUCACACGACUCGAAACACCUGCCUAAUUACGACCACGGCUUUUGUUGUUGUCUUUGGGACUAUCCUGGCCUGGAGAAUGGAGAAGCCGACUGAGGUUCUUGCAGCUACACUGGCAUAUGCUGCAGUGUUGGUCGUGUUUGUGGGACUGGCCGUCGAGGGAGAUGCGAGUGUUGAGACACCGCCGUCAUUAUUAGACACAAUCUUUUAGCCUGCGGCCAAGAGAUCUCACCGUUUCACCACUCAACAGUCAUAUGGCUGACUUAUGUACUUAUUUUUUUUCCUUUUACUC